Messenger RNA from Mesocricetus auratus (golden hamster), 633 nucleotides. RefSeq names its product baculoviral IAP repeat-containing protein 1a-like. The record is from RefSeq and is a predicted model, not a curated record. Gene Ontology annotation, molecular function: cysteine-type endopeptidase inhibitor activity involved in apoptotic process; ATP binding. Gene Ontology annotation, biological process: inflammatory response; pyroptotic inflammatory response; detection of bacterium. Gene Ontology annotation, cellular component: IPAF inflammasome complex. The transcript is spliced from 2 exons. The coding region runs from base 1 to 633 and encodes 210 amino acids. Lineage: Eukaryota; Metazoa; Chordata; Mammalia; Rodentia; Cricetidae.
AUGUCUUUUGGAAAGGUCACUGUUGUAGGUAGCAAGCUCUCUGCUCUUCUCGGUGUGGAUGCUGGUCAGAUCAUCAAGAGACAAGAAGAAGAAGACCACAAAGAACGAAUGAAGAUGAAGAAAGGUUUUAACUCACAGAUGCGCAGUGAAGCCAAACGAUUACAGACCUUUCUGACCUAUGACACAUUCAGAUCAUGGACGCCACAGGAGCUGGCAGCCGCUGGGUUUUACUUUACCGGGGUGAAACUUGGGGUUCAGUGCUUCUGCUGUAGCCUAAUCCUCUUCUGCACCAGACUCAGGAAUCUUCCCAUAGAAAACCACAAGAGAUUGCGUCCUGAAUGUGAGUUCCUGUUGGGCAAAGACGUUGGUAACAUUGGCAAGUAUGAGGUAAGGGUGAAGAGUCCAGAGAAGCUGAGAGGUGGCAAAGCAAGGUACCAAGAGGAGGAGGCCAGACUGGAGUCCUUUGAGAGCUGGCCGUUUUACGCCCAUGGGACACCGCCACGUGUGCUCUCAGCAGCUGGCUUUGUCUUCACAGGUAACUGGGUUACAUCUUGGGAGGUGUUUCUGUGGACUUUAAAAUGUAGGCUCCAUAUUUUGUUAAUCAACCAUCAGUGGUCAGCUGUGUUAUAUUAG